This is a messenger RNA of Xyrauchen texanus (razorback sucker), 6334 nucleotides long. RefSeq names its product apoptotic chromatin condensation inducer in the nucleus-like. The record is from RefSeq and is a predicted model, not a curated record. Gene Ontology annotation, molecular function: nucleic acid binding. The coding region runs from base 31 to 5616 and encodes 1861 amino acids. The transcript has 18 exons. Lineage: Eukaryota; Metazoa; Chordata; Actinopteri; Cypriniformes; Catostomidae.
CGAGCUACAGAACGAGCGAGGGGAGUCAAGAUGGCGGACCUCGAGGACGUUACGCUGGACGGGAGGCCGCUCCAUUCGCUCCGGGUGGCUGAUUUGAAAGCGGCGCUGGAAGAGAGAGGGCUUCCGAAAAGCGGUCAGAAGAAUGCUCUCAUUAAGAGGCUCAAGGGGGCUCUCAUGUUGGAGAACCUUCAGAGAACCUCCACACCUCACAUUGGUCUGCAACCUAACUCCCGGAUUGGGGAGGAGAUGAGUCAGAACAGCUUUAUUAAACAGUACCUGGCCAAACAACAAGAGCUUCUCAGGCAGCGCUUGGAGAGAGAAGCACGAGAGGCUGCAGAAACUGAUGGAACCGAUCAGGAAGACCAUACUGAGGCAAAUGAUAGCACAAUCUCUCCUGCCCCUAACCAGAAUGCUGAACCUUCCUUGGUUGACCAACACAAACCUCUCACUACAGCAAGUGAGGGCGAUGAGCUUAGAAAAGAGAAAGAGAUGCUAGGGCAGCCGUCCCACUCUGCUCCUGCCCCGCCUGCCGGAAUAGCAUCUUUGUCAGUGAGGGUUGUUGGUGAAAGAAUGCCAACCUCAAGCCAUGUACAAGUCGAUAGUGAUGAUGAUAGCGAUGACAAUGAUGACGAGGAUGAGGAGUGGAACAUGAAUGCACGGAGUUGCCGUGCAGAACCGCUUAAAAGCCAACCUGUGAGGGAAAGAUCUGGUGGCUCACAGCAACAGCCACAGCCACCCCCCCAACACAUACCCUUACUAUCACAGCAGCUCAGACAGCCCACUCCUCCCCCAUCCCCUCCACCUGAACUCUCUUUCCCCCUUCCAGACACCCCUAAACAGAGCCCUCCAAGUCCGGGUGAGCCCCCAUCUAGGCAGCACAUGUCUAGCUCUUCUAGCUCUGGUAGUUCGAGUAGUGACAGUCGUAGCAGUAGCCCUGAACCAGCUGGUGAUUCCACAGGACGCAAGCCAGGACCUCUGACCUUACUGGCAAGAAAAAUGGCAUCUGAAGGAGCUUUUUCUGGGACAGUCAAGCAUGAAAGGGAGGGAGUAGAUGGUCAAGCAGAAAGAGGCCACCAAGAGGCAGGUGUUUCUACAGUUACCCGCACAGCUAAUGCAGCAACAGUUAUGACCUACCCUGGCUCUGUAAUCUCCAAACAGGGCGUUAAGGGCACUUUUCCACACUGUAAGGCUCCCGUAAGUGUUGUCAGGACAGCAGUGAUGGAGGAGAGGGAUGCCACGAAGCAGGAGCAAGAAAAGAGGGAAAGAGAAAGGGAGCAAGAGAGGUUGAAAGCCCUUGAAAAGGAGAGAAAGGAAAGGGAGAAGGCUUUAGAAGAACAAAAAGCACAAGUAAAGGAAAGACAGGAACGUGAAGCAGCUCGGGAGAGGGAAGAGAACGAGAGGGCUUUGCAGCGAGAAAGGGAGAAGACUUUGGAACAAGAGAGACUGGAAAGAGAAGAAGCUUUGGAAAGGGAGAGAGCAUUAGAGCGAGAAAGACUGGAGAAAGAACAAGCUCUGGAACAAGAAAGGCAAGACAAGGAGAGAUUGGAGAGAGAAAGGCAAGAAAGAGAGCAAGCUUUGGAGAGGGAGAGGCAGGAGAAAGAAAGACUAGAAAGAGAGCAAGCUUUAGAGAGAGAAAGACUGGAAAAAGAGAGGCUGGAGAAAGACAGACUAGAAAGAGAGCAAGCUUUAGAGAGAGAAAGACUGGAAAAAGAAAGGUUAGAAAGAGAGCAAGCUUUAGAGAGAGAAAGACUGGAAAAAGAAAGGUUAGAAAGAGAGCAAGCUUUAGAGAGAGAAAGACUGGAAAAAGAAAGGUUAGAAAGAGAGCAAGCUUUAGAGAGAGAAAGACUGGAAAAAGAAAGGUUAGAAAGAGAGCAAGCUUUAGAGAGAGAGAGGAAAAAGAAAGAAAGGCUAGAAAGAGAGCAAGCUUUAGAAAGAGAUAGACUGGAGAGAGAGAAGCAAGAAAAAGAAAGGCUAGAAAGAGAGCAAUCUUUAGAGAGAGAAAGGCAGGAGAAAGAAAGACUAGAAAGAGAGCAAGCUUUGAAGAGAGAAAGAUUGGGGAAAGAAAGAGAAAAAGCUUUGGAGAAAGAAAGAUUGGAAAAAGAAAGGCAAGAAAGAGAAAAAGCUUUGGAGAAAGAAAGGCAAGAAAGAGAAAAAGCUUUGGAAAAAGAAAGGCAAGAAAGAGAAAAAGCUUUGGAAAAAGAAAGGCAAGAAAGAGAAAAAGCUUUGGAGAAAGAAAGGCAAGAAAGAGAAAAAGCUUUGGAGAAAGAAAGAUUGGAAAAAGAAAGGCAAGAAAGAGAGAAAGCUUUGGAGAAAGAAAGAUUGGAAAAAGAAAGGCAAGAAAGAGAGAAAGCUUUAGAGAAAGAAAGGCAAGAAAAAGAGAAAGCUUUGGAGAAGGAAAGAUUGGAGAAAGAAAGAGAGAAAGCUUUGGAGAAAGAAAUGCAAGAAAGAGAGCUAGCUUUGGAGAGAGAAAGGCAGGAAAGAGAGCAAACUUUGGAGAGAGAAAGACUGGAGAAAGAAAGGCAGGAAAGAGAGCAAGCUUUGGAGAGAGAAAGGCAAGAAAGAGAGCAAGCUUUAGAGAAGGAGAGACUGGAGAGGGAAGCUGCUUUGGAGCGUGAACGACAAGAAAUAGAGAAGGCCAAGGAACAGGAGAGGCUGGAAAGAGAAAUUGCUCUGAAACGCGAGAGACAAGAGAAGGAGAGGCAGGAGAGUGACAGACUUGAGAAGGAGAAAGUUUUGGAACAAGAGAGGUUCCAGAGAGAACUAGCUCAAGAGCAUGAGAGAGAAGCCCAGAAGAAAGCAGAAGAGAAGAAUCGAGUGUUGGAAAAAGAGAGAGUAGAGAAAGAGAAGGCUUUGAUAGAAGAGAAGCAGAGAGCCCUGGGGGAGAAAAGACUUUUGGAACAACAAAGAGUGCAGGAGGAAAAAGAAAAGGCUUUGAAACAUGACAAAGAGGAACAAGAGAAAGAAAGGGAGAGCCGUUUUCAUCCGUGGAAGCGUGGUCGUGAUAUCUGUGGUCUCUCCCAUUCAGUUGCCCAUCCUCUCGAGAGUCCAUCAUCAGAGAAGCCUAAUGAGAAUAAGGCAGAGAAAUCGCAAAGUGCCAGCAAAGAUGCUCGAUCUAUAGAGCCUGUCGAACAACAGCCACCAAUGCCAUUAUCCCCUCAAUCAUCUUCCAAGAAGUCCCGGUUCCUCAGAAAUACUCCUCUCCCAUCCUCUCCAACUUCUGUUCUGAAGAGACCUUGUACCUUCUCAGACAUCCCUACUUCCCAAGCCCCUUCCAUUCCGUUAGCCUCUAAGCCUGGGGAACCAGUGAAAGAUAUUGCUCAGGCACCUCAAAAAUCACCACAGACUCUGAGGCAAGGAGUUCUUGUUUCAGCACCCCAAGAGCUAGAGAGCAAGAUUCCAAAGUUGGCUGCCCAAGAGGAAGAGAAGACAGUGGUUUCAGAGUUUUGCAAAGGGCCAAAGUAUAAUGAGGCAAGCAAAGACACUAAAUGUCAGAUGCUCAGAAGAGAUGAGGAUCAGGGUAAACCUCUUUCAUCCGCACCAGAGGAGAAAAAAAGAGAAAGGGAUAAGGAGGUAGAGAAGAGAGGAAGAAAAUCCUCCUCCUCCAGUGAUUCCUCCUCCUCUGACACGGACUCUGGGUCUUCAUCCUCCUCGCAAUCCUCCAGUUCAUCAUCUUCCUCACAUGAGAAAACCCGUUCCACUUCAGGUGGUACAAGGUCUAAAGAAAUCCAGAAGGAUAACCCAUCUCAGCGCACUGAAAAAGUUGGCCAAACUGUGGUUGUGACUGGAAAAUCUGCUAUAUCCCAGCGCAAAAAACGAGGCUUCACGGAGCAGGAUAAGAAAGAAAUGAAAAAUGAGGAUGCCAUCCAAACCAAGAAGCCCUGCCUUGAACUACAGGAUGGGAAGAAAGAAAAGAGAGGAAGAAAAGAAGAUAUUAAGGAAGAUGACACUCGCAAAGACACUAUGAGUACUGAGGUGAAGGAAGCUGUCAUGGCCGAGCCUGAGAAGGUUCCAGAGAGCAGUGAGGAGAGCACCACACCAAAGGUCUUCUCUGCCCGAAAAAUCUUGCUCGGCAGCAGCAAAUCAUCUCCUGGUGUGGUUGGUUCUGAGGGAGAAGCAGAGACCGCAGGGGGUGCUGGUGCUGGCAGGAAGAGGAGAUGGGGCGCUAGUACAGCUGUCACUGCCAAGAAACCCUCCAUCAGUAUCACCACAGACUCUUUGAAGUCUUUAAUUCCAGACAUCAAGCCUAGCUUGGGCCAGGAGGCAGUGUUAGACCUGCACCCAGAAGAGAUGCAUCUCUCUGGGGAAGAGGGAGGAGGAGAAAGGGGUGACCAAGACCUGAAAAUCAGGCGGACUGUUACACAGGUUGUUCCUUCUGAUACGCAAGAGAAUGGACAGAAAGAAUCAAAAAGAAGUGAACCUGAAGAUGAGGUGGAAAGAAGUGAAGGGCCGGAUCGACUUGGCCAGGAGGAAACAAUGGAAGGCUCUAUUCAGAUUUCCAUGGAAACAGAGCUGUCCUCCCCAGGGCAUGAUGUUGAUACGAAGACAGUGACUCCUAUUGACACACUGAUCCGGCGUUCCAUUAGCCAGCAGAAGUCUGGAGUAAGUAUCACCAUUGAUGACCCUGUCCGCACAGCCAAGCAACCCUCUCCACCUCGCAGCAAGCUGACUAGCAUCAUCCAUGUCUGCAACCUGGUGAGACCAUUUACCCUGGGGCAGUUGAAGGAGCUACUUAACCGCACAGGGACUGUAGUAGAUGAAAGUUUCUGGAUCGACAAGAUUAAAUCUCAUUGCUACGUCACAUACACCAGCACAGAGGAGGCGAUGGCCACACGGACAGCUCUGCAUGGAGUUAAAUGGCCUCAGAGUAACCCUAAGUUCCUCUGUGUUGACUACUGCACACAAGAGGAGUUGGACUUCCACAGGGGUCUGGGUCCAGCAGGAGAAAAGCCAGCAGAGGAGGUCCGUGGGGCAGCAGCCGCUGGACCUGGGCGUGCGGUCCCCCCGCCUCUCCUUCCAGAGCGUGAUCAGUGGGCAGAACGUGAAAGGGAAAUGGAAAGGAGGGAGAGAGCACGUGCAGAAAGGGAAUGGGACCGGGAUAAGGUGAGAGAUUUCAGUAAACUUGGAGAGGAACGGGAAGCUGGGGCCAGACGAUCACGUUCUCGAGAUCGCGAGAGGCGGCGCAAGGACAGAGGAAAGAGCAAAGAGAGAAAGACUGACAAGAAGGAAAAAGGGCCUGAAGAGCCACCUGCUAAAUUGCUGGAUGACCUGUUCUGCAAAACUAAAGCGGCACCUUGCAUAUACUGGCUCCCCCUCACUGAGGAACAGGCUGCACAGAAAGUAGCAGCUCGUGCCGAGCGCAUGAGAGAACGUGAGAAAAGGAGGAAGGAGAUGGAGGAAGAGGAGGAUAAGAAACGUGAAGAGGAACGCAGGGAGCGAAUGAAGACCAGUGGUGGUGCUGUAGGAGAAAAUGAGAGGGAACGAGACCGAGGUAGAGAGAGGGAACGAGAGGGAGGUAAACGAAAGGAGACUUAUCGCAGGCCUGUUGGAAACAGUGCAAGCGGGAGCAGGAGAUCACGCAGCCGCAGUGACCCUCCACCCAGAGACCGACGACGCUAAAGAGUUUGGAACUGUCCAGUUUGCGACUGUUCUUGUAUGUGCUGUAACAGCUCUAUGCCUACCUUUCUGAGGAUUAACUCAGACUGUAAAAACACACUCAAUAUACAUUGGGACCACAGUGGUGCUGUGUCUCCAUAUAGACUCUUGUCUCUUGACUGGGCUUUAAGACUCCUGGUGUUCAUUUUCCCUUCUCAGUGUUAAUGGACUUAUGGUAGAAGUGAGCCGGACAGCAAGACAUUGUCUCAUUUGAAACAUUACCAGCUGAUGGUAGGCAGGGCUCCUUGUUCCUCUGAGAUCUGUUUCAGAGCCCUAACCCAUAGCCUCUGCCUUCUGUCAUGUUUUUUGAGGCAGGUUUGGUUAAGUCCUCUUUCUUCUUCAGUGUAGUGUUAACACAUGGAAGAGUGAAGCUGACUUCUAAAAAGAGAUGCUCUGAAUGCUUUGGUGUGACUCUUGUCCAGCUCUUGACUUUAUCAUGCAUUUUCCCUUUUGUUUCCCUCACAUUCCUUGUAUCCUUUUUUUGAUUCCAUAUUGUCUGCCUUUUACCACCCCUUUGCCGUUGCCAUGGAGAGUGGGAUGCAUAUUUAACCUUUUCACGUUGAUUUUAAUGUUUUUUUUAUUAUUGUUGUUGUUUUGGCAUAAAAGCUGACAUUGUUUUCUUGUUUAUUUUUACUCCUGUAAGUGCUGAAUGUACAAAUAAUAAAAAGGUUACAUCUAAGAA